AUGGCAGAUGCAUUUGAGAAGUCGCUAGAUGAGAUCAUUGGUGAUUCGAGGGACCAUUCGAGAAGACAGAGAAGUGAACGUCCUCGUCAAAGACAAGACCGUAGGGAUCGCAGAGAUGUGGAUCUAGAGAGAGGACCACGUAGAGGUGGCUCGAACAGCUACAGGGAGAGAGAAUAUAAGCCACGUGAGACUAAACUACAGAGGCUAAGUGGUGGUGAGCCAUAUAUCAAGAUUUCGAAUCUGUACUACGAGCUGACACAGCAAGACGUUGAGGAGCUGCUUGAAAGAAUUGGGAAGACCAGAUUUGUCCUUGUUGAGUUUGCCAGGGAUGGACGUAGCAGUGGUGUAGCAUACGCCUCCUAUGAGAACCCGGACGACAACAUCACUGCCGUGAACAAGUUUGACGGUAAGAAGGCUGCCAAUCAGAUCAUUGACGUUGAGUUGAUCAAACCACUUGUCAUUGGAGGAUUCAACCGUAGCAGGGAGAGACAUAACCCAAGAUCAAGAAGACCGAGACCAAAGAAGGCAACAGCAGAAGACUUGGACAAGGAGCUCGAGCAGUACAUGGACAACAAGCCAUUCCCUGCUACAACAGAGUGA
Williopsis jadinii is the source of this 600-nucleotide messenger RNA. RefSeq names its product Yra2p (gene YRA2). Lineage: Eukaryota; Fungi; Ascomycota; Saccharomycetes; Phaffomycetales; Wickerhamomycetaceae. Gene Ontology annotation, cellular component: nucleus. Gene Ontology annotation, biological process: mRNA export from nucleus. The record is from RefSeq and is a predicted model, not a curated record. Bases 1 to 600 code for a protein of 199 amino acids. Gene Ontology annotation, molecular function: mRNA binding. The transcript is spliced from 4 exons.